UGCCAGAGGUGAGAUUAACUGCUUGCAGUGUCAUCCAUCAGUGCCCAGCAGUGUCGCCUGUCAGUACCCAGCAGUGUCGCCCAUCAGUGCUGCCCAUCAGUGCCACCCAUCAAUGAUGCCCAGCAGUGCCAUCCAUCAGUGCCCAGCAGUGUCAACUGUCAGUGCUGCCCAGCAGUGCCACCUGUCAGUGCUGCCCAGCAGUGCCACCCAUCAAUGAUGCCCAGCAGUGCCAUCCAUCAGUGCCCAGAAGUGCC
Staurois parvus is the source of this 254-nucleotide messenger RNA. The record is from the annotation of a GenBank genome assembly. NCBI's taxonomy places the organism in Eukaryota, Metazoa, Chordata, Amphibia, Anura, Ranidae.